This is a messenger RNA of Eucalyptus grandis, 1375 nucleotides long. Its product is annotated as putative glutamine amidotransferase GAT1_2.1. The transcript is spliced from 5 exons. Gene Ontology annotation, molecular function: hydrolase activity, acting on carbon-nitrogen (but not peptide) bonds, in linear amides. Gene Ontology annotation, cellular component: cytosol. The coding region runs from base 65 to 1351 and encodes 428 amino acids. Lineage: Eukaryota; Viridiplantae; Streptophyta; Magnoliopsida; Myrtales; Myrtaceae. The record is from RefSeq and is a predicted model, not a curated record.
CACCCCUUUCAUUGUAAGACCAGACUCGACAGGAUCAAACCACCCGCAUACAUCGACGUCGUCCAUGGCUUCUUCUGAUCUCUCCGGGAUCCUCCCUCGCGUCCUCAUCGUCUCGCGCCGCACCGUUCGCAAGAACAAGUUUGUCGAUUUCGUCGGUGAAUAUCACCUUGAUCUCAUAGUGGGAUAUGGCGCCGUCCCCGUAAUAGUCCCCCGCGUGAACGGGGUCCACAUGCUGCUCGACAGCUUCGAGCCGAUCCAUGGCGUCCUCCUCUGCGAGGGCGAGGACAUCGACCCGUCACUCUACGAGCCCGAGGAUGCCACCAUCACACUCUCCCCCGAGGAGCUUGAGGAGGUGCGGAGGCUCCACGCGAGCGACACAGCCAUCGACCGUGAGAAAGACACGAUCGAGCUCCGCCUUGCGAAGCUGUGCCUCGAGCGCAACAUCCCUUACUUGGGGAUCUGCAGAGGCUCGCAGGUCUUGAAUGUUGCAUCUGGAGGCACGCUUUAUCAAGACAUUGAGAGAGAGGUCAGCAGGAAUUUUGCCCAAGAGAAGAGAGUGGCUCACAUAAAUUACAAUGAUUAUGAUGGGCAUAGACAUGCGGUCAGGGUGUUGGAGAAGACUCCAUUGCAUGAGUGGUUUAAGGACUCAUUGGAGGACAAGACGAUGGAGAUAAUGGUGAAUAGUUAUCACCACCAGGGGGUCAAGAGACUGGCUCAGAGGUUUGUUCCCAUGGCCUUUGCCCCUGAUGACUUGAUCGAAGGGUUCUACGAUCCGGAUGCUUAUAAUCCUGAAGAGGGCAAGUUCAUCAUGGGCCUCCAGUUUCACCCUGAGCGGAUGCGGAAGCCCGACUCCGACGAGUUCGAUUACCCAGGUUGCCCGUUCGCCUAUCAGGAGUUUGUGAAGGCUGUGAUUGCGUACCAGAAGAAGCUUAUUAGCUCGACUUCGGUCCCAAGGCCACUGAAACUUGAUCAAGAAAUGGAGAAGAGGAGGAGGAUGAUCGUCCGCAGUUUUUCACUGGCCAAGAAUCUGUAUACGACCGGCCAAGGGCUGAACCCAUCCAAAGAGUCCGAACUUAAAGCGGGUGCAGAAUUUCUUGAGUCGAACACGGCAUUGAGUUUGCAACAAGAGAAGAGGUUGAAGCAGAUGGGUGCGACAGUGAGGAACGCUGGGUCAUACAUCGAGAGGCUCAAGUUGAACGAAGAAAGAGAGAAGAUGGCAAGGAAUGUGAUUGGGAAGAUGUCGGUCGAACAAUUAUCUGAUCUGAUAUCCUUCUACAGAAUGAUGGAGCAGAUAUGCUCAGAAGUCCUGGAGAGAAAGCUUCAGGGCAUCGUGAACGACCUAAACACAUAGGGUGGUAUUAGGUUCAUCAUUCUG